UAACUUUCUAAAAAAUACUCAAGAUUCUUUAGUAAAAACAAUUCACAAUAAGUAACCAAAGACAACUGAUAAUAUAAUAAAUGAAAAUAUAAAAUCAAAUUAAUAAUUUGUGUUAGAUAUUUUUAAUUGCUUUAAAAUGAUAUUUACUUUAAAUGAAUUAGAACAUUGGUUGGGACUGACCAUUUUUGAAAUGUGGAUAAAUUUAGUUUCAUUAACAAUUUUCUCAGUGUUAUUGGCUCUUAGAUUGGAUGAAAAUUAUUUCCUGGGCAAUACAGGAUGGUGGAUAGUAUUUUCACCACUUUUUGUUGCUGAUGGUCUGAAUGCUUAUUUUUGUGCAAUUAUUUUCAUAAGAAUGCAUAUGGAAGGAAUGGUCAAAGCUGCUGUUUUAAGAGGAUUAUGGAGUCUCAUAUUGUUGAUCCUAAUAUUUGUUUUUAAAUAUCUUCUGUGUAGAAAGCUAUCAGGACAGAGUCCUUUAGAAUAUUCAGAAGUUUUGAGCCCCCUAUUUAUUCUUUUGCAAUUAAUUGCAGUUAGAGCAUGUCAACUUCAUUAACUUCUAUAGUAUAUUAUUACAUACAUAAAGUCAUAACAUACUUUUCAUCAUAAUCCAUUAUCACAUGUAUACAGACAGAAAAUGUAUUUAUCGUUUCUAACAAUUUAUUAUUAAAGUAAAUAAGCUUAUAAUGUGUAGUAAAAUAUCUAAGAAAUAAAUUCAGUUGUAGAAAAUACAAUGUAAAUGUAAUAUUGUAAUAAAGAAUUGUUUAAUGCUCAA
Molecule: messenger RNA, 769 nt
Organism: Bombus pyrosoma
Lineage: Eukaryota; Metazoa; Arthropoda; Insecta; Hymenoptera; Apidae
Product: transmembrane protein 203
Exons: 1
Coding region: 137-550 (137 amino acids)
Biological process (GO): intracellular calcium ion homeostasis
Cellular component (GO): endoplasmic reticulum
Source: RefSeq, a predicted model, not a curated record